AUAGUAGAAAUAUAUAAUCGGCGGGUCUCGCGAUUGCCGGUGAAGAUCAAUCGAAAUCUAGGGUUACAACGAUGAUGACGGAGACUGAAACAAUCGCCGCCGCGAUUGAUCAAAUCGACGAGAAGAAGCAAAACCUGAAGAAAGCCUUCGACGAUCUUCAAUCACACCGCUCUCUCCUCUCACCGUCUUUCUCUCUCUCCUGGUCCGACAUCGACUCCCACUUCUCCUCUCUCCAAUCCUCCCUCUCUAACCGUCUCCGCCUCCUCCAAUCCGAACCUCCUCUACCGAACGAUUCUCCUAGAAUCGAAACCGACGACGCAGAGGCGACGGUGGUUAUUCGCCCCGAGCUGAGAGCCUUAUGCGAGAAAAUGGACUCGAUCGGUCUAAGCAAGUAUCUGGCCGAUCACUGGGACGACGACGCGAUGCCUAAUCAAGAUCUCUCCGCGGCGUUUCGUUACUCUCCAGAUCCGGCGUCGAUGGUGCUCAACGCAGUCUACGGCUCGAGCAAAGCCCCGACGUCGGGGAAAACUAUCGAUGUAAGGAGGGUUGUCGUUUUGUUGAUGGAAGCUUUGAUUGAUCUCGAUGAUGCGAAGAUCACUCCCGAUACCAAAGAGAAGGCCAAGAAGCUUGCUGAGGAUUGGAAGACGAAGAUAGGUAACAAGCCUUUCGAGGCGUUGUUGUUUCUUCAUUUAAUCGCAGCGUUUGGAUUAGGAUCCGAGUUCAACCCUGAGGAGCUUUCACGUUACUUGGUAAUGAUUGCUAAGUAUAAGCAAGCGACAUUGGUGUGUAACAAGAUUGGUUUAGAUAAAGAAAGAGUCGGGGAGGUUAUAACGAAGCUUUUGAGCACUGGGAAACCGAUCUUGGCGGUGAGGUUUAUGUACGAGUGCGGGAGGACCGAUGGGUUUGAGCCGGUCUCUGUGUUGAAAGGUUACGUCAAGGAGGCGAGAGAAGCGGCCGAGAGAGUUCGUAAGGAAGAUAACUACUCUCUCAAGUCACAGAACGAAGCUACUGAUAAAGAAGUUAGUGCCUUGAAAGCAGUGAUCAAGAUCAUCAAAGAUCAAGGCCUUGAAGCGGAGUUCUCUGAGGAGAGAGUGGAGGAGCGUGUGGAGGAGCUGGAGAAACACAAGGCGCAGAGGAAACGCAACGUGGAGCAGCAGCAGCAGCCACAGACGAAGGGGAGAAAGCGGCCUCGUGAUCGCAGAGGUACACAACAACAAGCUCCAGCUCCGAGUCAGCAGCCUUCAAGACCAGAACAUAGUCAUCAUCAUGGCUUACAGUUGAACCCUUUUGGUGUUGUGAACCCAGCACGCGGUGGUGUUCUUGGCCCUUACAUGAUGAACCCAUUAGCUGCUGGGCUUUAUGGUUCUGCUGCUCCUCCUCAACCUGUUUACUAUGGUCAGCAACCUGGAUUCGUGAUGCCGCCGUUUCACCCAGCUUAUUAUUCUCAGUAGCAGAGCAUUGCUAAUACUAAGAUCUUGUCUCCUGCAAUUAAAAUAUCUUUGUAGUGAAUGUCUGAGGAAGGAACUUGCGGUCUUGACUCUCCAUUUCUCUUUUAUGUAAAUGAAAAAGUAAGCAGCUUUGUGAUGGAGUUGAGCUUUUAUCAAAAUGUCUUGUUGAAGAGUUUAAUUCUUGAAAAUAAUAAUAUUGUUUUGACUGUA
Molecule: messenger RNA, 1658 nt
Organism: Raphanus sativus (radish)
Lineage: Eukaryota; Viridiplantae; Streptophyta; Magnoliopsida; Brassicales; Brassicaceae
Product: truncated FRIGIDA-like protein 1
Exons: 1
Coding region: 72-1451 (459 amino acids)
Source: RefSeq, a predicted model, not a curated record